This is a messenger RNA of Rhineura floridana, 1878 nucleotides long. RefSeq names its product nitric oxide synthase trafficking (gene NOSTRIN). Gene Ontology annotation, cellular component: cytoplasm; plasma membrane. Gene Ontology annotation, biological process: signal transduction. The coding region runs from base 193 to 1764 and encodes 523 amino acids. Gene Ontology annotation, molecular function: protein binding. The transcript has 16 exons. Lineage: Eukaryota; Metazoa; Chordata; Lepidosauria; Squamata; Rhineuridae. The record is from RefSeq and is a predicted model, not a curated record.
GUUCUGGAUCUUGAUUUGUGUGACCAGGAAAUAGGUGAAGUAAAACAAGUGCAGGGUGAGUUUCUUAAUUAUCUCUUGUUUUUGCUUUGCUGACAUCACCUAAUUGAUUCCACGGAACUUCCAGCCUCCUAGAAUUCCCAGGGGACAAGUCAGGACUGAAGUGGAAAUGCUAGAGCAUGAACACAGUUCAAAAUGAAGAACCCACUGGAAGGCUGCACGUAUGACAAGGCAUAUCAAGAUCUGAAAAGGUUUUCCAAAAACGGAGAUAAUUUCUGCAAGCAACUCUUGUCACUUCUUCAGCAGAGGGCUGAUUUGGAAAUUACAUAUGGUAAAGGACUAGGGAAACUGGCUAACAAGCUCACCAAAGCGCUGGACAAAAUGAAGGCCAAUUAUAUUUGCAGUGCUUGGCUUUGUGUUUCCGAGGAGAUGAAAUCGGCUUCUGAUUUGCACAGGAAACUUGGCAAAUCCAUUCAGGCAGAAGCAAUAAAUCCAACAAAUCACAUCCUGGAGGAACAUGAGAAGAGGAAAAAAGCAUUAGAUAACACAGCUGUGAAGGCAGAGGACACGGUCAUCAGCAACUGGCGUCAACAAAUAAAGGCCAAGAAAAAAUUAAAGGAGAUGACCAAGAACCACGAAGCCCUCUUCCGUGAAACAGAAAGCUCCCAACCAUUGGCCUCACCAAAGACCAAAAAGAAGUUGCUCAGAAACCUGGAGAAGUCUGCAACAAAGCUGGCAAAGGAUGAUGAAGAUUAUUAUAAAAAGAAUGUAGUCGCCUGUGAAACCAGGUUAAAAUGGGAAACCAUUUUAGAAAAUUGCCACCAGAGCGUCCUAGAACUCGAAAAGGAGCGACUGCAUCUUUUGUGCAAUACAUUAAAUCGUUACAGCCUGCAUCUUUCCAGUCUGGGACAAAACCUAAGUGCUUGCCACGCAAAGCUUCAUAAUGCUGUCAGUGAAGUUGAUGCGGACAAGGACACACAGAUAUUAGUGGAAGAAAUGUCUAUGCCUGCUACUGAGACUAAACUGGAAUUCUUAUUAACAGACUAUUAUGAGGAAGAUUCUACAAGCCUAAUUGAAAAAGAGAGGAGACAGGCUUCCAUCAAAGCUAAAGUGCUACGCCUGCAAAAGGACUUGGAGAAGGCCUUACAAGACAAGACAGGCCUAGAACGGAUGCUUAAAGCUUAUACAGAAUCUCCGCAGUUCUCAGAUGCAAAGAAUCAAUAUGAUAUCACUGAGCAGCUUGAUGAGACAUCUCUGAAAGUUAUCCUUCUGCAAGCAAACCACUUCAAGUUGGCCAGCGUGCUAGCAGAAAUUGAACAGAAGCCCAAACCGACCGAACCCUGGAACAACCGCGUUUCAAAAUGGAAAGAAAAGGACUGUGUCCAUAAUUCUUUGGUAAUCACCUGCCCUGUUAAAAUGGAACGCUUUAAGCGAACUUUGAGCACAAGGGUCAGCAGUGAAGUAGGAACAAAUGCAAGCUGUGUGCCAGCAACUGUUCGCAAUUCAAGGCUGCCAGCAACAACUUUACAGCCAGAGAAUGGUGAUUCAGUAUGUGGAAUGUGUAUGGCUUUAUAUGAUUACCACGCUGAAAGGGAGGAUGAGCUUUGCUUAAAUAAAGGUGAUAUGAUUGCAAUUCAUGAGAAGGAGGAGGAUGGAUGGUGGUAUGGAUCACUAAAUGGGGAAAAAGGUAUUUUUCCAGCUACAUAUGUGAAAGAAUUCAUUCCCUCCACUGACAAGAGCCUCACUGUAGAUGAAACUUCUUUUUAAGCUGAAAAACCACAGUUGGGAUAGAUUGCAAGUGCACUGUGCAAUAUGGAUUUAUUCACUUUGAAAAGAUGUCAGUUCAAGUGCCUACCCUUUCUAUGCUCAAGACCAUUUUUG